Molecule: messenger RNA, 558 nt
Organism: Pyricularia pennisetigena
Lineage: Eukaryota; Fungi; Ascomycota; Sordariomycetes; Magnaporthales; Pyriculariaceae
Exons: 2
Coding region: 1-558 (185 amino acids)
Source: RefSeq, a predicted model, not a curated record
AUGCAGCUUAUAACACCGUUCGCCUUCCUAAUUCUAGCACAUUUCACCGUCGCCCUCCCAACAGAAUCAUUUGCGGACCGGAUCCGUCCUAUUGAAGCAGCCCGGGAUCUUGACGCUAUUCCAACGCACGUCGACGGCAAAUCAGAAUCGCAAUCAACUUCCAAUGUAUUUCCCUGUUUUGGCCAGCAGGCCUGCCAUCUGAACUCAGCCAGAUCUGUUGAAAAUAAAGCUUUGAAACGCAGGGCCGGCCCAGGAGACAAAAAGAAAAAGAAAGCAAAAAAGCAGAAAUCCAACCCAGGUAGUCCAACGGGGUAUCAUAGUGGAGUCCUGGAUAAGACUAUUGAUGGUCUUAGAAGACAUGCCGCUGUUGUUGCUAUGGCGAUCUGGGACGGGUACAUUAACCUUCAUAAUAACUGGAAAGAGCAUAGGGCCAAACGGAAAGAGAAUAGGGCCAAACGUAAAGCAGCACGAAAAGCUAGCAAGAGUCGUCCUGGACAGGCCCCAGUGAGCCGGGUCACUAGCGAGGUCCCUAACCAGAUCCCUACCUACGAGUCUUGA